Rhododendron vialii is the source of this 1938-nucleotide messenger RNA. Its product is annotated as mechanosensitive ion channel protein 8-like. The record is from RefSeq and is a predicted model, not a curated record. Gene Ontology annotation, molecular function: mechanosensitive monoatomic ion channel activity. Gene Ontology annotation, cellular component: plasma membrane. The transcript is spliced from 5 exons. Bases 1 to 1200 code for a protein of 399 amino acids. NCBI's taxonomy places the organism in Eukaryota, Viridiplantae, Streptophyta, Magnoliopsida, Ericales, Ericaceae. Gene Ontology annotation, biological process: monoatomic anion transport.
AUGUUGGGAAAACCAUCGGAGGGAGACGAAGACGACGACCCGUUAUUCGACAAAGAUCUCCCGGAGGAUUUAACCAAGUCCACCGUCAAUGUGCUCACUAUACUCCAAUGGGUCAGUCUUGUUCUGAUUGUGGCAGCUCUGAUCACUAUCCUUGCGAUACCGGCUUGGAGGGAGAAGGAAGAGAGAGGCCUCCAAUGGUGGAAAUGGGAGGUCUUGAUACUUGUUCUGAUCCGUGGAAGAUUGGUUUCUGGUUGGGGGAUCAGAAUCAUUGUCUUCAUCGAGCGCAAUUUCCUUGAGCGCAAGAGGGUUUUGUAUUUCGUGUACGGAGUGAGGAAGCCGGUGCAGAACUGCAUCUGGUUUGGCUUGGUUCUGAUCGCAUGGCAAUACCUGUUUGACAAAAGGGUUGAGGCAGAGACCAACAACAGGUUUCUUAAAUUGGUGAACAAGUUCUUGUGGUGUUUGCUUGUGGGAGCUUUGGUGUGGCUGGUGAAAACCUUGAUGGUUAAGGUCCUUGCGUCUUCUUUCCACGUGAGCACGUUCUUUGAUCGAAUCCAGGAGUCGUUAUUCAAUCAAUACGUGAUAGAAAUGCUCUCUGGUCCGCCCCUGAUUGAGAUACAAACAAUCAGGGAAGACGAGGAGAGGACUAUGGCAGAGGUCCAGAAGCUUCAAAAUGCAGGAGCAAUGAUGCCUCCGGAUCUGAGGGCCACAGCGUUUGCGAAGAGCGGGAAGGUGGUGGGGAAAGUUUUCGAGAGCCUAUUCGAAAAGACGAUACCAAUUGACCAUUUGCAUAAGAUGAAUCCUCAGAAUGUAUCUGCUUGGAACAUGAAGAGGCUGGUGAAAAUAGUUCGGCAUGGGGUGCUGUCUACUCUGGAUGAGCAGAUAUUGGAUUUAACCAAUGGUGAUGAGUCUGCCACUCAGAUUAGGAGUGAAUUCGAAGCGAAAGUUGCAGCAAGGAAGAUCUUCCAGAAUGUUGCCAGGAGGGGGACCAAGUUCAUCCAUCUGGAAGACCUUAUGCGUUUCAUGCGAGAAGACGAGGCCAUGAAGACCAUCGCUCUCAUGGGAGGUUCACAUGAUAGUGAAAAAAUAAGCAAAUCUCUCCUAAAGAACUGGGUGGUUAAUGCUUUUAGAGAACGAAGAGCCCUAGCCCUGACACUAAACGACACGAAAACAGCAGUCAAUGUUUGUGAUGCAUCCAUUUGAUGUAGGCAAUCGGUGUGAGAUUUAUGGAGUUAAGAUGAUUGUCGAAAAUAAAGAGAGGGAAUCGUCACUAUCUGAUGGAGAUUACGCAGCUUAGGAUACGUCAUUAAAUCCCUGGCUUCCUCAUUGAUGAUACAAACGAUGACUCCGGUUAUGAUAAGGAUGCUUAUGAAGAUGGUGGUGGUGAUUCUUGUGAUAUUUUGAAUUGUGAUGAUUGUAAUGAUCCUUGUAGUCGUGACAACUACAAUGAUGGUAAUGAAGCCUAUCACAAAAAUCCCAAUGGUAGAAGACCCUGAUAAUGAUUGGGAUAAGGAAGGUUUUGUUGUUAUUGAAUUGUGCCAAUUGACGAUGCUUAGGCUAAUGCUAUUUCACUUUGUUUCCAGGUGAGGCCUAGGUGGAGGGGCUGGAAGUGCCACAUGGUGUCACCCCAGGACCUGAUGCUGCAGUUGUUCUCACUUGAAAGGCGAAGGCCAAGUCCAAAACACGGUGCAGAGAAUUCUGCAGCAGGACGCUAACUGCGAGAUCUUUUCUUGACAUUUGACACCAACAGUGAUGGUUCAUCAGAUGAAGCGAACUGGUAGUACUUCAUUUGAUAGAUGGCGCACAUUAAAUUUAAGUUCAUUAUACUUCUACAAUUGUACAUAAUAUGACAAAAAAAGCGCUAUGGUGGGCUUUGGUUUUUGAUUCAUCUGUUCCCGUUUUGAACUUGCUUUAUAGAUAUGUUUCCCCAUCUUUCCGUUA